Messenger RNA from Brassica napus (rape), 1369 nucleotides. RefSeq lists its product as uncharacterized. The coding region runs from base 140 to 1330 and encodes 396 amino acids. The record is from RefSeq and is a predicted model, not a curated record. The transcript has a single exon. Lineage: Eukaryota; Viridiplantae; Streptophyta; Magnoliopsida; Brassicales; Brassicaceae.
CAAGAGAUAUUACUAUGGGAAGCCGAUACGAUACCUAAAUGGGUUUGGGAACUUUCCUAAUAUAGCUCUGAGGGUGAUUCUGAGGCGAUUUUCUAGGUUUAAGGGUUUAAAGGGUUUUGACGGCUGCUCGGCUCGCUUUAUGGCGGCGCCGACGACGGAGGAACCUCCUCCGAUGGUGACGGAUGGGAAUAUGAGCCAGGCAUCGCAGUUUGGGAAGAAAUCGUGGGUUCAAGCGGCUCAAUCAAAACAUGUUUUGGUGAGCCAUGACGUAAAAGUUGAGGUUGUCGAUGGGCAAGAAAUGGUAGAGAUACCGGAUGACCUUCUAGUCAACACAGUUCCCUUGUGGGAAGAUUUCCUUGAGGGACGUUUUCUGGAUCCCGCUCCUCACGUGGCGAAGAUUCAUAUCAUUUUUAACAAGAUAUGGCCAUUAGGAAAUAAGAACAUUAAGAUUGACGUGUUUGCGGUUAAUGAAAAGGUAGUGAAGUUUCGGAUUACCGAUCAACAAACAAGGAGUCGCAUUCUGCGACGAGGAAUGUGGAACAUUGCCGGCAUCCCAAUGAUUCUAUCAAAGUGGGCGCCAUUGGAAGAGAAAAAGGAGGACGAGGAAGAGGUUAAGAUUGUACCUAUGUGGGUUACAAUGAAGAAUGUACCGUCUACUAUGUUUUCAUGGAAGGGACUAGGUUUCAUUGCUAGCUCAGUUGGGAAACCUGUGAGGCUGCAUCCCGAGACGGAGCUUUGUUCGAAUUUCGACGAGGCUAAGGUCUUUGUAAAUGCAAACAUGACAAAGCCACUUCCUAAUGCGUACCGUUUUCGCUCGAAGUCUGGUAUAAAUGCGAACAUUGAAUUCACUUACCCAUGGGUACCUACGAAAUGCUCUCUUUGUGCUAAAUGGGGUCACAAUGAGAAGGAAUGUUUGAAAAAGAAAGAAGAAGUAAGGGAGAAGGAUGUGGGGAAUGGAAAAGAGAAUGUUGUCCCUACACAAAGUGCUAAUAUGGAAGAGACAAUGUCAGUGCCAGAAAAGUCAACGAAAGGAAAAGAUACUGAAGAGUUUGACGCGACUGUGGAAGUAUCUGUAACUGAUUCUUCAGAUCUUGUGGGUGAUGACGCAGUUGAGCAGCCCAGUGAAGUUGAAGAGAUCAGAGAGGAAAUAGGGGAAGCUGCUGAAAGCGGAGCAGAAGUAAGGGAGAACUGGUUAAAUGUCUCUCCGGGGAAAGUAGGAAGAUCAGCUGAAAAGAAGCAGGAUUUGGAGACAGUUAUCUCUCCGUCCAGAUUUCAACUACUAGCUGACGAAGAGGAAGAGGAAGACCAUAUCACCACUCAUGAGCCUUAGGGUGAUCCAAUCAGAGUUUGCACCAAGGACGAUAUCGAA